Salvia hispanica is the source of this 388-nucleotide messenger RNA. RefSeq names its product wound-induced basic protein-like. The record is from RefSeq and is a predicted model, not a curated record. NCBI's taxonomy places the organism in Eukaryota, Viridiplantae, Streptophyta, Magnoliopsida, Lamiales, Lamiaceae.
AAGCGAUUAAGGUUCGAAUUUGAAGAAAUUAGGGUUUUUAUCUUGUGCCGUUGAAUUGAUCUACCAAAAUGAUUUACGACGUGAAUUCCCCACUUUUCCGUUCUUUCCUCAGCCAGAAGGGGGGUGUCUCCGACAAGAGGAAAACCGAAGAGCAGAAGCCGAAGGAACAUAGGCCAAAGGCAAAUGAGAACAAACCUGUUAUGUCAGAGUAACAGUGUGCAUGAUGCAAUCACUACCUUGGAUGGAGCCUCCAAAUGUCUAAAUUGCCACCUAAUAUUGUAACUCCUUUAACUAGAACAUCGAGUUUAUUUCUCUAGACUACAUGUAACUAGAUAUUGCUUUUGAGAAGUAAAGCUUUUGUCUGAUUAAAAUCCACUUGUUUCGAGCU